Messenger RNA from Phanerochaete carnosa HHB-10118-sp, 2339 nucleotides. RefSeq lists its product as uncharacterized. The transcript is spliced from 9 exons. Bases 745 to 1446 code for a protein of 233 amino acids. Lineage: Eukaryota; Fungi; Basidiomycota; Agaricomycetes; Polyporales; Phanerochaetaceae. The record is from RefSeq and is a predicted model, not a curated record.
ACCAGCUUUAUGCAGUCUACUACGAAGUCAAGAAGGGCAAUGUUAGAUAAUAUGUUUAUACCAGUACACAUAUCUAGCAGCCAACAGCAUGCUUAGGAUGAGAUGAGAGGGUAGACUUCAUAAGAAGAGCUUCGAGCUCCUGGUUUUCCUGUCGUAGACGAGCAAUCUCAGCAUGAGGAUCGAGAUAGGCCGUAAGUGCUCCAGGUUGCUCGACAGAUUGUAAAGGUUCCUCUAAACCCUUCGAGCCUACUCUGUCCACCAACCAGCUAGGCUUCGAUGCACGAGAUACAUAGGACUGUUGUUCAGGUUGAUGAUAUGCAGUCUUCGUGAGCAUGCUCAAGCGAGGACCUUGUUGUUCACAAAGCCACUCAGCUGCAUACAUGCAAUCAUUGUUCUGCUACGUACCUGUGAUGCAUACUGUCUCGUCUUGCUUGACGACAACUGAACCUGAACAGCGAUCUCCAGCAUAGUUCAAACGUGCAGCCUUGGAGCUCGGAGUAAAGUCAUUGGUGUCUUCUAUCUUCACACGCUUUGAUGUCGUCUUUGUAGGUGUGUGAGGGAAGUCCUCAAGACUUCGGACAAACUAUUAUCCCAUGAGAGUUCACAUACUCAGCGCCCUUGUCAUUCACCUCCUGAGUAGCAUGUUGGAACAGCGAUGACCAAAGAAGUGAUAGACUGGAUCGCUGCUGAGGGUUGUGUUUACUUCUAUGUGGGCAGUUGGAAAGACUGUUGGGGCAUUGGUAAAUGUUUGUGUCGGUGAUCGUCUGUCCUAUCGACAUGUUGUUUCCGAGCAGCACUGGAGCUGAAUGCAGCGGCAGAACUCGCCAUGUUCACUCACCAUACCCACACCAUGGACCUGACAGUCCUGUUGCUCAAGGUGGAUUGCACCAAAGCACAGCCGAUGAGGCUCGUUACUCUGCACCUGUAGCUCACCCGCCGCCAACACCACAGAUGAAUGCAUGGCAGCCCACACUUCUGGGUGACACAAGCUUUUCAUCUAACAGAUUGUCUUUUUCUCAAGAGUCCUUACAUCACACUUUGUCGCCAUUCAAUGUAUCGCAUACCCACCCUUCAAACAGCUUUGUACCUCAACCACACUAUACAUCCCCAUCUGGGAUUGACCCUGCACAGACAUACUUCAUUGACCAACUUAUUAGUCAAGUAAAGAUUGGCAGUUCUGCAAAGUGCCAGCUUUUCCAUGAAGUUGCCAACAGUUCCAUGGACAAACAAGUCAUUGCAGCUUUGGCGCACUCUAUGGCUAUGUGCGAAGAAGUCGACGCUUUGGCAAAUAAGGUGGUAGAGCAAAAUCAGACGUUAGAGAAGAUCCUCCAGUAUUGUUGUGAGGACUGGAAGCUAGAUGCUACGCAGGAUAGCCUCAUCAAUGCUACAUUGCGUCACUUCUUGAUCCAGCCUGCCGAGGACUAUGGUCUGGUCGCAGUUCCAUGAGUUAUGGUGCGUCAACCUUGUCCACUCUUGAUUUGUGUUACAUCUGGACAUAUCCUGCAAAGGCAUAUAUCAAAAAGCGAGAAAAUGCUGUCAAGUUCCACUUGGAAGAUGUGAUUGGUGACUCCAUUGCCGAGACAAAGAUCCUCAAGGUUAUCGAGAAGAAGGAGCUCCCGGCAUGUGGAAACUUCAAGAAACUGGUAUGGCAUGCUGUGGAGAAGCAACAGUCGCUUGAUUGCUGGAUAACUGAUGUCAUUGCACAUUGGAACUACGGGCCUGAACCAUGAGCCAGCACAUGGCGCUUAAUUAUGGCACAUUUGGCGUUUGCGGUGUGUAUCUCAGUCUCUAUACAUCAGCAAGCUGAACAGUCCUUCUACAGCGUAGUAUUGCUGAGCCUAUCGUGGCGGAAAAAUGUCCGACUGGGGCUGACAGCGGCUUCUGGAAGGUUUUGCGAAAAGAGAUGAAGUUGCUUCAUAGCAAGAAGAAGCUGGGUCCUAACCAUGAAAGCGAGAAGUGGCUGGAGUGCGUUCUUUCACCUGCUCAUGGUACAUCCUCAGCCGCUGACAUCAUGGACUUGGACAAUAGAUGGCAGGAGGCAGUCAUUGUAGCAGAUGAAGCCAAGUAUGGCCAAGGUUUUACUGGUCAUUCUAUCACCUCCAACGACGACGCAGAUGAGAACAAUGAUAAUACAGAGCAGCGAGACAGUACUAAUGAUUCUGAUGACCCUUUCUUGCAGGUGCAUGCCUUCUAUUCACAUAAUGCUGAGCAGAUGAAUACCUCGUAGUAACUUUAUUUGAUAUAUAUGCAAAUGCUACAUCUACAUUGGUGAAAUUUGAAACAGAAAGCUUCUGCUUGCCCUGUCCAAAGCUACUGUGCGAGGUUACACUUGAGUUGUG